AUGUCAUGGCACCCCCAGUACCGGAGCUCCAAGUUCCGCCACGUCUUUGGCAAACCAGCCAGCAAGGAGAACUGCUACGACUCGGUGCCCAUCACCCGCAGCGUUCACGACAACCACUUCUGUGCCGUGAACCCCCGCUUCAUUGCAGUCGUGACUGAGUGUGCUGGCGGGGGGGCCUUCCUCGUCAUCCCCCUGCACCAGACUGGAAAGUUGGACCCCCACUACCCAAAGGUCUGCGGGCACAGAGGGAACGUCUUAGACGUCAAGUGGAACCCUUUUGAUGAUUUUGAGAUUGCCUCCUGUUCUGAAGAUGCCACGGUUAAGAUCUGGAGCAUUCCCAAGCAGCUGCUGGCAAAGAACCUCACAGCCUGCAGGAAGGAGCUGGUGGCCCACGCGCGCAGGGUGGGCCUGGUGGAGUGGCACCCCACGGCCGCCAACAUCCUCUUCAGCUGCGGCUACGACUACAAGGUGAUGAUCUGGAACCUGGACACAAAGGAGUCUGUCAUUGUAAGCCCCGUGAGGACAAUUACCUGUCACCAAGACGUGAUCCUCUCCAUGUCCUUCAACACCAACGGCAGCCUGCUGGCCACCACUUGUAAAGACCGCAAGAUUCGAAUUCUCGACCCCCGAGCAGGGACCGUCCUCCAGGAGGCCAGCUACAAGGGGCACCGGGCCAGCAAAGUGCUGUUUCUGGGGAACCUGAAGAAGCUCCUGUCCACAGGCACAUCCCGAUGGAACAACCGGCAGAUAGCCCUGUGGGACCAGGACGACCUCUCUGUGCCUCUCACAGAGGAGGACCUGGACGGCUCCUCAGGUGUGCUGUUUCCCUUCUACGACGCAGACACCAACAUGCUCUACGUGGUGGGGAAGGGAGAUGGCAACAUCCGCUACUAUGAGGUGAGCGCCGACAAGCCUUACCUGAGCUACCUGACUGAGUACCGCUCCUAUAACCCACAGAAGGGGAUCGGUGUGAUGCCAAAGAGAGGCCUCGACGUGUCCUCCUGCGAGAUCUUCCGCUUCUAUAAGCUAAUCACAACCAAAAGCCUCAUCGAGCCCGUAUCCAUGAUCGUGCCCAGGCGGUCGGAAUCCUACCAAGAGGACAUCUACCCCCCAACAGCAGGGGCCCAGCCCUCCCUGACGGCCCAGGAGUGGCUCAAUGGGAUGAACAGAGGGCCAGUCCUGGUGACCCUUAGGCCCGGCUCUGAGCUGCUGAGCCCCCGGCCACUGCCUCCAGAGAGACCCGUCUUCAACUCUGUGGCCCCGGCCUCGUCCCAGCCCUUGGACCAGACAGAAAAGCUGGCUACAGAAGAUGGCUGGAGGCCUCCCUCCCUGCUGGAGGAGAAGGCACCAAGGUGGGCAGCAGAACGCAGGCUGGAGGAGAAGAAAUCCUGGCUCACAAACGGCUUUGACAUUUUUGAAUGCCCCCCACCAAAGACAGAGAACGAGCUGCUGCAGAUGUUCUACCGGCAACAGGAGGAGAUCCGAAGGCUGCGGGAGCUGGUGACCCAGAGAGAGGUCCAGGCCAAACAGUUGGAACUGGAGAUCAAAAACUUACGGAUGCGCUCCGAGCAGUUCUGAGCAGAGACCUCUGCCCUCCUUGCCCUCAGGGACACCACUUGGCUCCGUAGGGAGGUCCAGAACCAAACCACAAGUCCCCCCAAGAACAACCACUAUUUCUACUUUUUUUUUUUUUUUUAUCAGAAAACAAGACUCUCAGUCGUUGAAAGAGAUUCCAGUGGGACGUGGUGCCGUUUUUCUAUUUGCCUUCUUGCAACAAGUGUCUGAAUUGACUCUGUUUUUAGAUGAUAACUUGCCUUCUGUUUAAUUCUGUGUUAAGGGUCCACGAUGAGCUAGAACUUCUCAAGGGGAAGAACAUUGUAAAAAGUUAGAGCUGGAAGGA
Messenger RNA from Propithecus coquereli (Coquerel's sifaka), 1900 nucleotides. It is a transcript of the gene CORO2A, whose product is annotated as coronin, actin binding protein, 2A. Gene Ontology annotation, biological process: actin filament organization. Gene Ontology annotation, molecular function: actin filament binding. NCBI's taxonomy places the organism in Eukaryota, Metazoa, Chordata, Mammalia, Primates, Indriidae. The coding region runs from base 1 to 1578 and encodes 525 amino acids. The record is from RefSeq and is a predicted model, not a curated record. The transcript is spliced from 11 exons.